Molecule: messenger RNA, 1737 nt
Organism: Quercus lobata
Lineage: Eukaryota; Viridiplantae; Streptophyta; Magnoliopsida; Fagales; Fagaceae
Exons: 1
Coding region: 1-1737 (578 amino acids)
Biological process (GO): DNA integration
Molecular function (GO): RNA-DNA hybrid ribonuclease activity; nucleic acid binding
Source: RefSeq, a predicted model, not a curated record
AUGAUAGCUGCUUUAAACCGUUUCAUCUCCCGCUCAGCGGACAGAUGCAGGCCUUUUUUCCUUCUAUUGCACAAGUGGAAGGGCUUCAAGUGGACUGAAGAGUGUGCUUUAGCUUUCCAACAGCUCAAGGAAUACCUCGCCCGACCACCGAUCAUGUUCAGCCCCAACGCUGACGAGGUGUUGUUCGCAUACAUCGCAGUCGCCCCUCAUGCGGUGAGCCUAGUGCUAAUUCUAGAGGACAAUGGCACGCAGCGGCCCGUGUAUUACGUAAGCAAAUCGCUGCAGGAGGCAGAGACCCGAUAUCUCCCCCUCAAAAAGGCUAUAUUGGGCGUCGUACAAGCCACGCAGAAGCUCCCCCACUAUUUUCAGGCACAUACAGUAGUUGUGCUAACCCAACUUCCAUUGAAAUCAGUCCUCCGUAGCGCCGACUACACAGGUAGAAUAGCUAAAUGGGGAACAAUCCUGAGCGCCUUUGAUAUUAGAUACAUGCCUCGCACCGCCAUAAAAGAUCAGGUCCUGGCCAAUCUGGUAGCUGAAUUUGUGGAGCCCACCCUACAAGGGGUGGAAAUGUCGGGGUCACCAAGUGCUGAAGGGAAACUGAUUAGCACGGUCUCUCAGCAAGAGCACAAUAGGUGGAGAGCACACAUCGAUGGUGCAGCAAACCAAAAAGGCUCCGAGGUGGGACUCGUCCUUGUCUCUCCCGAAGGGAUAAUCGUAGAAAAGUCGCUGAGGCUAGGAUUCUCGGCAACAAAUAACGAGGCCGAGUAUGAGGCACUGUUGGAGGGGAUGUCUAUAAUCCGGAAAUUGGGUGGAAAAUGCGCAAACAUGUUCUCGGACUCGAGGCUCAUUGUGGGACAAGUAAAUGGGGAAUUGGAGGCGAAGGACGAAAGGAUGCAAGGGUACCUGGCCCGGGCUAAACACCUGCAGACCUAUUUCGAUGACUUCCGUUUGACGCAUAUACCCAGGAGUGGGAACACCCAUGCUGAUUCUCUCGCAACACUGGCCACCUCCUCGGCUCAGUCCCUUUCGCGGGUUAUUUUAGUUGAAGAUCUCUGCCACCCAACGAAAGAGGAGCCCAACGGUAUUCGGGUACACAACGUCGGGGCAGGACCUAGCUGGAUGGACCCUCUGGUGCUAUUCUUAAAGCACGACACCUUAUCGGACGAUAAGGUUGAGGCUGACAAAAUCAGGAGGAGAGCUUUUCUAUUCUGGCUGUCCGAGGACUCCAAACUCUACAGACGCUCGUUCUCAGGGCCGUACUUGCUAUGUGUGCACCCAGGGGCUACGGAACUCAUCCUGGAGGAGUUGCACGAAGGGAUCUGUGGAAGCCACACGGGGGGUAGGUCCCUCUCCCACAGGGCCAUGACACUGGGUUACUGGUGGCCGAGCAUGCAUAAAGAGACUCUGGAAUAUGUGAAGAAGUGCGACCAAUGCCAAAAAUUUGCCCCGAACAUACAUCAGCUGGGCGGAGUGCUUAACCCAUUGUCCAGCCCUUGGCCAUUCGCACAAUGGGGCCUAGACAUACUGGGGCUGUUCCCCAAAGCGGCUGGAAACAAGAAGUUUCUUCUCGUCGGCACGGACUACUUCACGAAGUGGGUUGAAGCUGAGGCGCUGGCAAACAUCAGGGACGUCGAUGUCAAGAAAUUUGUCUGGAAAAAUAUUAUCACUAGGUUCGGGACCCCGCACACCCUGAUCUUGGAUAACGGCCUCCAAUUUGACAGCAAAGCCUUUAGAUAA